UCCAAAUUUGUAUGAUGUGCUUUCUGUUUUUGUCUCUGUUGUAUUUUCUGUUUUUAAAUUCUGAUGCCUUUGUGUAAUUUUUCUAUCCCGCGGAACAUACUUCCCCUACCCUGUAGACUUGCUUUUGUGCUCAUAGAAUCUGCUGCAAGGCACAGAGAUGUGCCUGUAAACCUGUGUCUGGCAGCGGAUUUGGUGGGCGCAUGGGGAGGCGGCCGGCUGCCGCCUAUCAGCUUAAACUUGGACAACACCAAAGCUACAACUGGACGGUCUUUUAAGAGUCUUAUCUUGAGGGGAGUGGCUCUUGGAAUCCGCUCGGGAUGGGACUCUUUAAGACUGUUUAGUAUUCCUACCCGGCUCCCCUCCUUUGUUGCAGGAUAAAGAAAAAGUUUCGUGCUCCCACACUCGUUUCAGAUCCUGUGCCUGGCCGGCCUGCUAUGAUUUCAGACCCUUUUGUGACCACGAGCUCUCUGCCAGGGCAAGACCCCCUGACCGGACGGCCUGGCUCGGCUCUGAUCGUAAAGGAGCUGAAAUGCAUUGGGACCAUAAUCGUGCCCUUGCUGGAGAUAAAGCUGGGCAUGCCUGACGCAGCCGUGGACAUCAGCACCGAGGUCACCACCAAGGACUUAAGAAAGAAAGAAGUGGUAAAGAAGGCGGAGCAUGAGAAAGACGAGGUAAACCUGGACAAGAGGCCCCAACCUGUAAAAAGUAAGCUCGACGAACAGGAGGAGCGGAGGAAAAGGCGCUUGGAACAGAACAAGGCGGUGUGGGCCCGGAGGAAGGAGCGCACGGAGACCCUGCAGCGGGAGUUUGAGCGGCUGGAGUUCAGAAACGCGGUACUAAAGAUACAGGUCAGGGAGCUGGAGCAGGAGCGGCAGCAGCUGAUUCUCGUACUGAACCGGCGCCGCCCCACCUGCAUUGUCCGCACCGACAGCGUCCCUACCCCUUGGAUCUAAUAUUAAUGGC
Lepus europaeus (European hare) is the source of this 963-nucleotide messenger RNA. RefSeq names its product jun dimerization protein 2-like. The record is from RefSeq and is a predicted model, not a curated record. Gene Ontology annotation, biological process: regulation of transcription by RNA polymerase II. The transcript has a single exon. Gene Ontology annotation, molecular function: RNA polymerase II cis-regulatory region sequence-specific DNA binding; DNA-binding transcription factor activity, RNA polymerase II-specific. Gene Ontology annotation, cellular component: nucleus. Lineage: Eukaryota; Metazoa; Chordata; Mammalia; Lagomorpha; Leporidae. Bases 435 to 953 code for a protein of 172 amino acids.